UUCUGGGAGCAAGACCAGAGGGGAACGAACAAUCUACCUGUACUCGAUGGAUUAUGAACAUCUCGUCUCCAUGAUCACGGGGUACGCGUCGGUAGGCCAGCUGCACUUUUCUCUUCUGCGGAAAGUUUUGAUUCAUGUGUUCCAGAAAUGGCUUCCGAUGGAGCCUCCAUUUUGUUGUCAUCUGAGGCUGAGGCAUAUGUAGAAUCACUAGAAGUCAUUCCAAUUAAAGAUAUAGGCAGUCCACGAUGGACAAAACAACAUGAGUAUGUUGAGAAGCUCAAUAUGCAGGCAGUGCUUCACGCCGCGGCCAAUGAAGAUGAAUACAUCAAAGAGUUGCUGAUUCAACAUGACAAGAUCCCUGUUCUGAUCAGUGAUCUGAUGUGCACUGAGGUGUGGCAACAGAAGGUCUUCUCCAUCAUCAAGAGAAUGGACUUUGAGCCCCGCACCACCGUCCCGCUCUACAUGAGUCUCUACCAUGAAGCCACGCUGGUGAACCUGCUGGAGACGAUACUCUAUCACAAGGAGCCGUGUGAGGCAGCUGGAGACUGUAUCUUGGACAUCGUUGAUUACUGCUACAGGAAGAUCACCUACCUUAUUGCAAGACAGGAAUCUGGAGAAGAUGAAGAUGAGGAUGAGGAGGCCACGCCCACCAAGGCAUCAAGCCUUGAAGAGGAAAGAGGAAUGGAGGAGUUGAAGAAACAGGAGAGAAAGUUACAGUUUGAUGUCAGCAUCAAGGCCGUGUCCAUUCUCAGAUUCAUCACUGAUCACAUUUCAGACAUGUCACUGAGUGUCACAAGCAGAAUCCUCAACACCAGUGACUUCCCCUGUUUGCUGGUACAACUCAUGGAAAAUCCUCCGUGGACAAAAUACAGAAAUGGGGUGCUGAAGAAGUUCAUCGACGGCAAGUGGCACACGGUACCGCCCAGCGAUAGGAUGAGACUAACCAAGCUUGAGGGUCAGGUCUGGAUCGCUCUCUUCAACCUCCUGCUAGGACCGUCUUGCCAGGAGAAGUACGAGUUCAACAGCCACAACAAAGCACAGAUACUCAAGUUGAGAGCGCAUCUCUCUGAGGUCAUCUUGGACCAGAUCCCAAGCCUGUGCGACCUCCAGCGCUACCUGAGCCACCUCUCCAUGAUGGACCCGCCUUCUUCCAAGACAGGGCUGGUUCUGGAACAGGUCCCUGAGAUACGAGAUGGCAUCCUGAGAGCCAACGAGGGCAAAUGGUCCGCCAUCGCCAAGCACCAAGUCAAGACUGUCUUCAAUCCUUCCGCAGCAGCCAUGCGGGAACAGGCCAGAAGGUUUGCUGAGACUUACCGUCUGGACGCACUGGAGACUCUCAUCACAGAGCCUCCCAAGUGUGCAGUGUGUGGACAGCCUGCCACCAAACGCUGCUCACGCUGCCAGAAUGAAUGGUACUGCAGAAGAGAGUGUCAGGUACAGCACUGGUCCAAACACAAGCAAGCGUGUGCACUCAUAGCUGAGUCGCAGCAAGCCAUCAAGACAAACGGCAAGACGUAGCGGGGAGGCUGACCCCAUAGAAGGAAAAGGAAAAAACGACCAAUCACACCGUCCAGACUUGACAACAUGUUAACUCCCUGUACCUCCCAAAAACUGUCUUAGCACUAAAAUCCUGCGAACUGUUGUGAGGAGGGACAUAGUAACAAGUCUAAUGUUGCUUGCUGAAGUAGCAGAAUGUCGACUGACAUAUCGACCUGUUAGUUCUGUACUGCCUAGAAUUCCGCAUGUUACUCCCUGAACCGCCAAUUGCUGCCUUAGCGCGUAAUGGUUUUUAUGUACAGUCGAGUCUCGUUAUAACAAACUUGUUCGGACCUAGCCAAAUUGUUUGUUAUAUCAGAAUUUUGUAUUAAGAGGAACAUCAGU
Molecule: messenger RNA, 1881 nt
Organism: Patiria miniata (bat star)
Lineage: Eukaryota; Metazoa; Echinodermata; Asteroidea; Valvatida; Asterinidae
Gene: zmynd10
Product: zinc finger MYND domain-containing protein 10-like
Exons: 11
Coding region: 148-1518 (456 amino acids)
Biological process (GO): motile cilium assembly; outer dynein arm assembly; inner dynein arm assembly
Cellular component (GO): centriolar satellite; cytoplasm
Source: RefSeq, a predicted model, not a curated record